This is a messenger RNA of Colletotrichum spaethianum, 585 nucleotides long. Its product is annotated as anditomin synthesis protein L. Gene Ontology annotation, biological process: intracellular water homeostasis; monoatomic ion transport. Bases 1 to 585 code for a protein of 194 amino acids. Lineage: Eukaryota; Fungi; Ascomycota; Sordariomycetes; Glomerellales; Glomerellaceae. The transcript is spliced from 4 exons. Gene Ontology annotation, molecular function: mechanosensitive monoatomic ion channel activity. The record is from RefSeq and is a predicted model, not a curated record.
AUGCCCUCCCUUCCGUUCGCAGACCGCAUCUCCUCGGCGGCCAACAUGCGAGGCAAUAGCGACGCUGGCGAGGCCGAGUCGCUUCUCGGGCGUGGCCGGGAGAAGGCACGCCGCUUCUGGGACGGAUUCAUUGAUUUUGCUCUGCAGGGCAACAUCCUCGAGAUAGCCUUUGGGUUGAUCAUCGCCGCCGCCUUCACGACCCUCGUAAACAGCUUCGUGCAGAACAUCAUCAUGCCCCCCAUCUCCGUCAUCCUCCCGCUCAACCGCAACAUGGAGCAGAAGUUCGCCGUCCUUCGGGGCGGACCCAACUACGCCCACAACAACACGUACACAACCCUCGAGCGCGCCAAGGAUGACGGCGCUGUCGUCCUGGCCUAUGGCUCUUUUCUCAACCAGCUCGUCUCCUUCCUCUGCAUUGGAGUCUCCCUCUACGGCCUGGCCCAUGUCUUUCAGUUCUUCUCCCCAGAGCCAAUUAUUAAGCAUACCGUUAAGUGCAAGUACUGCCGCAAGCGGAUUAGCAGUAAGGCGCAACGUUGUGUCAACUGCACCAGCUGGCAGGAUGGCCGCGAGGACCGGGUUCACUGA